This is a messenger RNA of Ruditapes philippinarum (Manila clam), 1346 nucleotides long. Its product is annotated as heavy metal-binding protein HIP-like. The coding region runs from base 72 to 728 and encodes 218 amino acids. The transcript is spliced from 2 exons. Gene Ontology annotation, molecular function: protein binding. The record is from RefSeq and is a predicted model, not a curated record. Lineage: Eukaryota; Metazoa; Mollusca; Bivalvia; Venerida; Veneridae.
AACAAAUAAAUAAUUCUUUGAGGUAAUGCUAUUCAUUCAAGAAACUCAGACAGAAAAGUCUAUCGUGAAACAUGUUGCUGUCUAGAGUAGUGUUUCUUCUUUUUCUAUUAACCACUGGUCGGCAUUGUGAAGAACCUCGCUGUUCUAAAUAUGAUUUUGAGGAAAAGGUGCUAGAAAAAAUGGUACGCAUAGAAUUUCAAAUGGAGAGACUGAAACUUGAGGUUGAGCAAUGUGUUAACAGAGUUGAAAAUAUCAAGACGGAAGUUAGCCAUCAAAUGAUAGCAAAUCAACAAGAACUUCAAGAUACUGUAACACCUACUGUUGCAUUUAAAGCAAGAUUAAAUGCCGAUACUGCAGUGGUGGGAAGUCAGACGGUAGUGUUUCCAGUAUUCAUCUUCAAGGAGGGAGAUGCAUAUAACACAAAUACCGGACAAUUUACAGCACCCGUCAGUGGGGUGUACAUGUUCAGUUCAGCUUUCUGUGUUUAUCCAAAGAAGCAUUUAGAUGUAAGUAUAAUGAUUGAAGGAAAAAGUUAUUCAAAGUCGGUGUUCUAUGGUGAUGAUGUCUCAGGAUGUUCAUAUUCUGCUGAUACAGUUGCGAUAGUGACUGCCGGACAGAAGGUAUGGGUCGAGGUUAUACCAGGUGGUAGUACUGGCACCAUUAUACGUCAAGAUGAUACAUUUAGAUGGAAUACAUUCUCCGGGGCAUUAAUAAACAGGAAGAUUUAAUUCUGUGUCAACUUUGUUUCACCUAGUUGUAUAGUAAGCAGCCGAAUGUUAUGAGAAAACUACGGGCGUGUCCAUGCAUCUUUAAUAUAAUUGUUGGAAUACUAGUGCACAUAUUAUACGGACUUUAUUGCUAUUCAUGCAAAACAUAUUUGCAAUAAUUAAUAAUAAAACUUAGCGAUGUUAAUCAUUAACUUUACAAGAUAUUUGUUCUGCUAUUUAAAAUAAUUAAAAUGUCUGUGGUUAUUUUGUUUAUGUGAGGAAUUGAUUGUACUAUUGUCUGAAUGGCCGAUUGGUUAGUUAUCACCUGAACACCAUUGAAUAUACAUUAUUUUGAUUCUAGCUACGAAAGCAUAUGUUUACAUGUUAAAGUAUUCCAAAAAGUCAAGUCUAUACUGAGUUAUACCCACGUGACUAGAGAGAAUAAGAGAGCAUAUGAUAUUACACAACAGAUAUCUUGCUGGCAUACGGAAGGUUUGUGGUUCUAGUGAGGUACCCACGUAUGCCUGAAAUAAUUCAUGGUAUUCCUCCAUUAGUAAAGCUUGGAGGUCGCCAUAUGAGCUCAAGUGUGUCAAUAUGCCUUAAAAUACCGUUCAUAAUAAUACUUAUGUUGGUAUAUAU